Messenger RNA from Medioppia subpectinata, 504 nucleotides. The record is from the annotation of a GenBank genome assembly. NCBI's taxonomy places the organism in Eukaryota, Metazoa, Arthropoda, Arachnida, Sarcoptiformes, Oppiidae.
AUGGAUAUGGAUUUCCCGCGAAAUACGUCAAUAUAUACGAAGUGUAGAAUCGUUUUUGAUGAGAGGGGUGUAUCGAAAAAGGAUCGCAAAUAUUUUACCGAUCCGUUCACUCAAUACAACCCAAACGCCGUAAUAUUUAGCCCAACCAUUCGGUCCAUUCAAAGGUCGCUAAAUGAAUACAACAUUGCGUUGAAUACAAACGACCGGUCGGUGCGGGUAUUGAGUGCCAAACCUUUGGGCGACUUUAAAGAUGCUUACAACCCCGAUGAAUAUGCUAAAGUACCAGGUGGUGUGAUUGAAAUGAGUGAAGGUAAUUGUACACACCCUGUUCAAUGUCGACGACCAGCAUUUGUUAAUCAAAUACCCGACCACUUACUGCCACAACUGGAGGGUGUGGUUGACUAUGAUUUGGGUGGCGGACAGUCGGGAUAUAUGCUGUUGUUUAACAGCUCAGGUCAGCCCCGGUAUUGCUUCACACCCGAAGGCAAAGACCUAUCGAAACAA